Messenger RNA from Haliotis rufescens (red abalone), 1486 nucleotides. RefSeq lists its product as uncharacterized. The record is from RefSeq and is a predicted model, not a curated record. Lineage: Eukaryota; Metazoa; Mollusca; Gastropoda; Lepetellida; Haliotidae. The transcript has 4 exons. The coding region runs from base 130 to 585 and encodes 151 amino acids.
UGUUGUAUUUAAGCCACCAAACGUGUGUAUGUACUUUGUUUUCCCCGGCAGUUUAUGUUGUAUGUAACAUAGAAAUAAUGUAGGUACCAAGGAGUUGUUGUUAACACGUGUUGCAGAUGCUGCACUGCCAUGGGACUGACUAAGCCUGUUCUGUACAUCGUCCUCGUCACAUUACAUCUCCUUUUUCAGAUGGCGGCGUGUCUACUGAAUGGCACAACACGCAUUUUACCAGUUUCAAACUCAGCUGACAUCGUUCCCAUAACCAGGGUUACAGUAGCCGAUGCCACAAGUCUUCAUAAACAACAGCUAAAACAUCUGGCAACCAAGGCCAAUUCUACUGGCGUAAAACCUCCCCUUAAGUUUCCCCCCAAAACGAGAUCAAAAGGGCUGGCGUCGUUAGCUUCUUCGCGGAAAACAGAACAUGAGUACGGAAAUGUCCCCAACCAGUCUCUUGUCGUUGGGCUUGUAUUCGGCGUGUUGUCUAUAGUGGGGAUUAUCAUCGGAAUACUUGUCAUAAAAUUUCGCAUUCAUAAGGUAUCACCUGUGGCUGCAGCGAGACCUGGCUCUAGUAAAGGGGAGGAAUAACUACACGAGGCGCCAUGGUAGAUCCUUUGUGGACGGUCUCUGUGUGUUUUGUAUAAAAUCUCAAAUCACUGGGAAAGGGGAGCUUAAUCGCAACAUUUACCCUCCACUCUAUGGUGUCACCUACAUUUCUUCCAGAGGCUCCCGUCUUAGUGAUACUAUGACAGUCAUCUUCAGUACCAAAACCGAAUUCAUUUGCCAUUAUCGAGACAUUUCCGCGGAUACUGAAGUGACAUGUGGUACAGACUGUGCUCUGAGCUGUAGGCGUUACAUGGACAAUGAACCUAACAUUUUAAAAUUGAUUUGAUCUUUGCACUUUCGUAAUAAUAUAUAAUAAUGUCCUAGCUCUGUUGUUGCAUUGACCUUUCUUUGAAGAUCCCUUUAGAUGUUCAGUUACUGGACCAAACUUGCUCAUUGUGAAUGAUGUGUUACAAUUUGUUAACGAGAGAUUAUUUAUAUCCCCUUUUGUAUAUCAAUAUGACGUGGUGGCGUUUGUUUGUUGACACUUUUGCAUUGUUCUUUUGUGGGCAGUAAUUCCACUUGCUGCUACAUUCGUCUUCUGGAUAAUUGGUAGGAGGUUUGGCGGGGGUUGUUUCGCGGGUUAUGGUGGGGCCAGAGGCGCCGGCAGUCGCGUCCGAGAAUUCUAUGACCGUCGUUCGAAUCCCUUAUUCGUCCUCUUUAAAAUUGUGGGGUUUCCAGUAAAGAGGUAGAGGGCAAAGAAGUGAACUUCAACCGACAAUAAGCUGGCAGGGCGUGAUAUAACUGAUAUAUUGUAUUUGACAUAUCUAUUUUAUUUGUGUCUGUGGGGCUAGUGUUUGUUGUUUUUGUUUAACGCCGCACUUAGCAAUAUUCCAGGUAUAUGACGGCGUUCUGUAAUUGAUCGAGACUGUACCAGACAAUCCAG